AACCUGGAUCGGUUGAGCUGACUGGAUUUCGCAAACUCAGAUUCAUGUCUGCGCUCGGGUAGGUUCUCACAUCGAAUCGCAGAGGAUACAAUCAGUGUCAAUGGACUCUGAAGUAGAACUGGUCGAUGCACAUAAUCUAAAACAGUCUCCUGCGUCCAUGACUACAUGAUGGAGAAACAGACCGUGGUCACCGUGGUCAGUUUGUCCAUGAGCGUUGCGUCACUGUCGCUUCUGAUUACUGCUAUUCUCACCGAUCACUGGUAUGAGACGGACACCACACAACACCGGCAGAACUGCGAUCAGUACGGGCUGGACUCCAACGGCCAGAAGAACCGAUUAAUGCCCAUUUAUCAUCUUCCGUUAUUGGAAAGCGGCAAUCCUCGAGGGAAUCAGGCGCUCCUCAGAGCUAUCCACGUAGGUAGCAAAGAGGAGGAACUUUUGGAAAACUGGAGAUCAAUUUUGGGAAUGGGUAUUUUGGAGACGGAAUGCGGGCGCCCCCUUUUCUCCACUUACUCUGGGCUUUGGAGGAAAUGUUACCAUGUUGGCCAGGACCGAGACAUCGAUAAUCUCAUCACCAAGGGUAUAGCCCAGCGCUGCACCCCCAUCAAGUAUCAUUUCUCCCAGCCGGUGCGUCUGCGUAGCAUCCCUCAGAACCUCACCAGGAUCAUUCAGCAGGAUGAGUGGCACCUCUUACACCUGCGGAGGAUCACUGCAGGGUUCCUGGGGAUGGCUGCUGGGGUCAUGCUGUGCGGCUGCAUCGUGGCGUCAGUCAGCUUCAUCUGGGAGCACAGCCUCACGCAGCACGUCUCGGGACUGCUCUUCCUCAUGGCUGGUAUAUUCUGCACCAUCUCCCUGUGUACCUAUGCGGCCGGUGUGUCUUACGAGCUGUCCAGGGUCCCCCCCUUCAUCUACGGGCUGCCUGCGGAUGUGGAACAUGGCUACAGUUGGUCCAGUUACUGCGCCUGGUUCAGCCUGGGGCUCGCUGUGGCAGCAGGCUGCCUGGCCACCACGUACCCCAUCCUCACCCGCAGCGAGGGACGGAGGGGCAAGGCUGACCCCGACACCCCUGCCUGACACACACACAGACCCCAGGAAGAUCAUCCAGCCACACACGCUGGUGGAAGAUGGAGCCAAGAUGGACGUUUUCUGCCGAGCCACAGGCGGUGGGAUGACGCCUUGCUGGUUUAGCAUUUGUGAGAGUGAUACUGUUCACGUGUGUCCUACGUGGCUGUGGUCCGUGUUCGAGGGCAUGACAACCUCUCCUGAUCCACAGCAGUAUCCUGGACAGCAACAUAUAGCCUAGAACCCAUGGAUACUAAUUAUUCUCCUUUGGACUUGUUCCCCGAAGCUUGGUAAAUAUGUUGGCCUGCCCCAUCAGGGGACAUCAGAUCUUAUUUCAAAGGACCAUAAUGUGAGUGUAGGUGUACUGUAGUGUUGUUGUGUUGUCUGUAUGCCACUUCACACGUGGGUGACUGUUCAGGUAAUAUCAAGUGGAAGGAAA
Molecule: messenger RNA, 1501 nt
Organism: Hypomesus transpacificus
Lineage: Eukaryota; Metazoa; Chordata; Actinopteri; Osmeriformes; Osmeridae
Product: transmembrane protein 178A-like
Exons: 4
Coding region: 166-1074 (302 amino acids)
Biological process (GO): regulation of cytosolic calcium ion concentration; negative regulation of osteoclast differentiation
Cellular component (GO): endoplasmic reticulum membrane
Source: RefSeq, a predicted model, not a curated record